Molecule: messenger RNA, 1170 nt
Organism: Fukomys damarensis (Damara mole-rat)
Lineage: Eukaryota; Metazoa; Chordata; Mammalia; Rodentia; Bathyergidae
Gene: Gemin2
Product: gem nuclear organelle associated protein 2
Exons: 10
Coding region: 57-953 (298 amino acids)
Biological process (GO): spliceosomal snRNP assembly; spliceosomal complex assembly
Cellular component (GO): nucleus; spliceosomal complex; SMN complex
Source: RefSeq, a predicted model, not a curated record
GCGCCAUGACCUAUCCUCCACGCAUGCGUUCUUCGGUACUGGCGGGAUAGGAGACUAUGGCGUGGGUACCCACGGAGUCUGCAGUGGAAGAGCUGAUGCCCCGGCUGUUGCCGGUGGAGCCUUGCGACGUGACCGAAGGUUUCGAUCCCUCGGUACCGCCGAGGACGCCUCAGGAAUAUCUGAGGAUCGAAGCAGCACGGUGUCCAGAUGUUGUGGUAGCUCAAAUUGACCCAAAGAAGUUGAAAAGGAAGCAAAGUGUGAAUGUUUCUCUUUCAGGAUGCCAACCUGCCCCUGAAGGUUAUUCCCCAACACUUCAGUGGCAACAGCAACAAGUGGCCCAGUUUUCAGCUGUUCGACAGAAUGUGAACAAACAUAGAAGUCACUGGAAAUCACAACAGUUGGAUAGUAAUGUGACUAUGCCAAAAUCUGAGGAUGAAGAAGGCUGGAAAAAAUUCUGUCUAGGAGAAAGGUUAUGUGUUGAAGGGGCUGUUGAGCCAACUAUAGAGGAAAGUGCUGGAAUUGAUUAUGUACAAAUUGGAUUUCCUCCCUUGCUGAGUAUUGUUAGCAGAAUGAAUCAGGCAACAGUAACAAGUGUCUUGGAAUAUUUGAGUAAUUGGUUUGGAGAAAAAGACUUUACUCCAGAAUUGGGAAGAUGGUUCUAUGCCUUAUUAGCUUGCCUUGAGAAGCCAUUACUCCCUGAAGCUCACUCACUGAUUCGGCAGCUUGCAAGAAGGUGUUCUGAAGUGAGGCUCUCAGUGGACACCAAAGAUGAUGAGAGGAUUCCUGCUUUGAAUUUAUUAAUCUGCUUGGUUAGCAGGAGCUUGCUGUAUGGUCCAGGCUGCCCUUGCAUUCGCUAUCUAGCCCAUGACGGCCUUAAACUUGAGGUGAUACUUCUGUCUCGGCCUCCCAAGUGCUGGGAUUACAGGUGUCUGCCACCACAUCUGACUUUCUAAAAAAUUAAUAAAUUUUUACUUGAGAAAUUCUACAUGUAAUUCCUUUAUUGUCCAUCAAGGUUACAUUAAUGACAUUCUUUGUCUUCAAGAUAGCCCUGGCAUCAGGGACCCAGGAUUAGGUAGGGUAGAUAGAUCCACCUUGUUGUGACACGCUAAGGUAUCACACCAAGGAAUAGUACAGGUCUCUGACACAUGCCAGUAUCUAAGGUUAAAAGAA